Molecule: messenger RNA, 1548 nt
Organism: Rattus norvegicus (Norway rat)
Lineage: Eukaryota; Metazoa; Chordata; Mammalia; Rodentia; Muridae
Source: RefSeq, a predicted model, not a curated record
AUGCCCUCAUCGAAAUGUCUGGAUGCUGUAUCAGUGAGAGAUUGUGUUGUGAUGAUUGAUGUUGAAAGGCUCUACACUGAGGGUGGCAGGAUCCCUGAGCAAGUGGGCCUGGGCUGGGUAAGAGAGCUAGGAGUCAUUGGAUUGCAGGAUGCAUUGACCUAUGAUGAUGUACAUGUGAACUUCACUCGAGAAGAAUGGGCUUUGCUGGAUCCUUCACAGAAGAGUCUCUACAAAGAUGUGAUGCAGGAGACCUACAGGAACCUCACUGCUAUAGGUUACAAUUGGGAAGACCAUAGUAUUGAAGAACAUUGUCAAAGUUUCAGAAGACAUGGAAGGCAUGAAAGAUGUCAUACUGGAGAGAAACCAUCUGAAAAUACUCAGUGUGGUAAAGCCUUUGCACAACAUAGUCAUCUCCAAAGACAUAAGAGCACACAUACUGGAGAGAAACUCUAUGAAUGUAAGCCACGUGAUAAAGCCUUUACAUACGAUUCUCAGCUUCAAACUCUUGAAAGGAUUCAUAGUGGAGAAAAACCCUACAAAUCUAAUCAAUGUGGUAAAGCCUUUGAACGUCGUUGUAAUCUUGAAAGGCAUAAACUAAUACAUACUGAAAGAAAAUCCUACAAAUGCAAUCAGUGUGGUAAAGCCUUUGCACGACACAGCCAUCUCAAAACGCAUGGAAUAACACAUACUGGAGAGAAACCUUACAAAUGUGAUCAAUGUGGUAAAGCCUUUGCAUCUCAUAGGUAUCUCCAAGUACAUAAAAGAAUACAUACUGGAGAGAAGCCCUAUGAAUGUGAUCAAUGUGGUAAAGCCUUUGCAUCUCAUAGUCAUCUCCAAGUUCAUAGAAUAACACAUACUGGAGAGAAACCUUACAAGUGUGAUCAAUGUGGUAAAGCCUUUGCAUCUCAUAGUUAUCUCCAAGUACAUAAAAGAAUACAUACUGGAGAGAAGCCCUAUGUAUGUGACCAAUGUGGUAAAGCCUUUGCACAACUCAGUCAUCUCCAAGUUCAUGGAAUAACACAUACUGGAGAGAAACCUUACAAGUGUGAUCAAUGUGGUAAAGCCUUUGCAUCUCAUAGUCAUCUCCAAGUACAUAAAAGAAUACAUACUGGAGAGAAGCCCUAUGUAUGUGAUCAGUGUGGUAAAGAUUUUGUAGUUCAGAGUGAUCUUAAAAGACAUAAAAGAACACAUACUGGCGAGAAACCUUACAAAUGUAAUGAAUGUGGUAAAGCCUUUGUAUGGAAUGGUAGUCUCCGAACACAUAAAGUAAUACAUAGUGGAGAGAAACCUUACAAAUGUAAUGAAUGUGGUAAAGCCUUUGCAUGUAACACUAGUCUCCGAACACAUAAAGCAAUACAUACUGGAGUGAAACCUUUCAAAUGUAAGGACUGUGGUAAAGCCUUUGUAGGUCAGAAUUACCUUAAAAAGCAUGAAAGAAUUCAUACUGGAGAGAAACUUUACGAAUGUAAUGAAUGUGGUAAAGCCUUUGUAUUUGAUUCUAGUCUCCGAAAACAUAAAGCAGUACAUACUGGAGUGAAACCUUAGGAA